Molecule: messenger RNA, 369 nt
Organism: Ectocarpus sp. CCAP 1310/34
Lineage: Eukaryota; Phaeophyceae; Ectocarpales; Ectocarpaceae
Source: the annotation of a GenBank genome assembly
AUGAGUAACAAUGACACAGACAGCACGGCCCGGGGCACAGGUCCCGUGUCCAUAAACGAAUGGGCCCGGGUGCAGCGGAAGCUGCUGAGGCUUGAACGAGACGAGGAAGUCGAGCAAGUCGCCGGAAUGCUGAACCAACUAACGGCACAGGAAUGCAUGGAGCGCGGUGUCAGCCUCGUUCCUCUCGCGGUGACGGGGCUGUCGACGGGUUUGUACGGAAGGGCGUGCGUCUCCGUCGGGGAUCCCAAGGGCCGGCCCCUGCCCGCGCACAGGCUGGGCGCCGGCGAUCAGGUCCGCCUGUACAGCUCUAAGGGGGGCAAGGGCGACAUCGGGGGAGGGAUAUCUGAGAUAUCGGGUGUAAACCGGUGA